UCUUCUCUUUCUUGAAUAGAUGGUUCUUCUAGGUGUCCUUCUAGUUACAGUACUUAUCAAUAUAUUAUUCAUCGCAGACACCGGCAGAAAACUACGCGAAGCCCAAAUGGAAGCUGCAGGUGGAGACGGCGAGACGAUGGAGAAAGUCGAGGCUCGGGAGACCAAAGAUGGAGGCAGAGAUAUCUUAGAUACGAUACCUCAAGAACUCGACAUUGAAGUCCUAUCCAGUGGAAACAAGGUUGCCGUAUCAGUGGGAGGAACACCAAUUUUAGAAGACGAUGAGAAGGAUAAAGGGCGAGGUAUUCACUGCAUUGUAUUAAACCAGGCCACUGGCAGCAUCAUGGCGAAGAAAGUCUUUGAUACCUACAUAGGACAUGAGGAUGAGGCCAUGGUGUUAUUCCUCAAUAUGGUUUCAGAUGGGCGCAUCAUUAUCCUAGCAAUUAAGGAUGAAGGAACCUUUCAGAUGAAGGAGCAGACGAAGCAGAUGCUUAAGAACCUAGGGAGUGUGAAAUCUUUUGAUCUAGGGUGGAGAGAUACAUGGGCCUUUAUCACACAGAAGAAAAAUAGACAUGGCCAGGCAUAUGCAGAGCAGCUUCACAAAGCACCAGACCUGUCUAGCUGGGGGUCACCUGUAGUACUCAAAGCUACUGUACCUCUCUCAUCAAAGGAAGAGAGUGAGUGCCAGUGGCCGGAGACGGAGGCCAAUGCACGGAGGAGGGAGUUCUGUGCCAAGGUAGAGGGGUAUGGGAGUCUAUGUAGCUGUGAGGACCCAGCCCCCAUUGAAAUGCAUCCUGAACAGUUUGCCAAUAAUCGUGUCUUCAAUGUGCCUGUUGUAAUCAUAGCGAGUAAUAGACCCAACUAUCUCUAUCGAAUGCUCAGCACACUUUUAUCAGCGCAUGGAGUAAAUCCUGAGAUGAUAGUGGUCUUCAUUGAUGGCUACUUUGAAGAGCCUUUGGAAGUGGUCAAACUCUUUGGUUUGAAAGGAAUACAACAUACCCCCUUAGGGGUCAAGAAUGCCAGGAUAUCACAGCACUACAAGGCCAGUUUGACCGCCACAUUCAAUAUGUUUCCUAGGGCGCAGUAUGCGAUAAUCUUGGAAGAAGAUCUGGAUGUCUCGGAAGAUUUCUUCAGUUAUUUCAGCCAAACUCUCCCCAUCUUGGAGGAAGAUAGCACGGUACUGUGUAUAUCAGCAUGGAACGACCAGGGGUACGAGCAUACAAGCAAUGACCCCUCCCUGCUCUACAGGAUAGAGACUAUGCCAGGCCUUGGAUGGAUGCUAAGAAGAAGUCUCUAUAAAAAUGAACUGGAACCCAAGUGGCCCACCCCAGAAAAGCUUUGGGAUUGGGAUAUGUGGUUACGGCUACCAGAGAACAUGCAAGGAAGGGAAUGCAUCAUACCGGAUGUGUCAAGGACGUAUCACUUUGGGGCAAAAGGAGUUAAUAUGAACAGCUAUUUCCAGGAUCUUUAUUUCAAGAAGCGGGCCUUCAACACAGCACCUCACGCCAAGCUGAAGGACGUGGAUAAGAUGGUCCAAGAAGAGUACGAGAAGGAGAUGCACCGUCAGAUCAGUCAGGCCAAAGUCCUUGAUCAUAGGUUAUCACCGUGCGACGAGGCCUUCAUCCCCGAUUCGCCCAACGGCGGGGAGACCUACGUCAUGUAUAUACGUGUCUAUAAUGACAGAGACUUUGAUACCUGGUUGUCAACAGCUAAGUGCUUCCAUAUAUGGGACCUAGAUGCCCGCGGUUUCCACAAGGCAAUGUGGAGAUUAUUUAUGAAAAAGAACCAUGUAUUCAUUGUUGGAGUGCCUGCCUCGCCUUAUUCAAAAUACAAGCCAACAGACGUAGAACCAAUCUAUAUUGAACAGAAGAAGGAAGGAAAGACCCGAUGACCUAUGAUGGAGAGAACGUAAAACUUCUCCGCUCUUCUGUCAUUCCAUCCUCUGCCAAGGCGAUAGUACCAUUUAUUAAAAAGAGAUAGAGGGAGAGAGAGAGAGA
This is a messenger RNA of Lytechinus variegatus (green sea urchin), 1994 nucleotides long. It is a transcript of the gene pomgnt1, whose product is annotated as protein O-linked-mannose beta-1,2-N-acetylglucosaminyltransferase 1-like. Gene Ontology annotation, cellular component: Golgi membrane. Lineage: Eukaryota; Metazoa; Echinodermata; Echinoidea; Temnopleuroida; Toxopneustidae. Gene Ontology annotation, molecular function: beta-1,3-galactosyl-O-glycosyl-glycoprotein beta-1,3-N-acetylglucosaminyltransferase activity. Bases 20 to 1888 code for a protein of 622 amino acids. The transcript has 14 exons. The record is from RefSeq and is a predicted model, not a curated record. Gene Ontology annotation, biological process: protein O-linked glycosylation via N-acetylgalactosamine.